This is a messenger RNA of Porites lobata, 2662 nucleotides long. The record is from the annotation of a GenBank genome assembly. NCBI's taxonomy places the organism in Eukaryota, Metazoa, Cnidaria, Anthozoa, Scleractinia, Poritidae.
AUGGUUGACAUAGAAAGCAAAAGGGGACAUAAGGUCUCAGUGCUGUUAAUGCUUGAUAUUAAAGGAGCAAUGGACAUCUUAGUCAAGAAAAGACAAGAGGCCAACAUCAAUACAAACAACAAAUUUUUCUUUGCCCGCCCGUCUGAAGACUCAUUGAAUCACAUUCGCCACUGGGACUGCCUGAGAAAACAAUGUACUGGGCUUAAAUUAAAACAACCUGAUUUGAUAACAAGUACCCACCUUAGAAAGUAUGUUGCAACGGUUUCCCAAGUGUUAGACCUCCAAGAAAAAGAGUUAGAUUGGCUGGCAAGACACAUGGGACAUGAUAUCAGAGUACACAGGGAAUAUUAUAGACUCCACGAGUCAACCCUGGAGCUAGCUAAAGUCGGCAAAAUAUUGGCACUAAUGGACUGCCUGAGAAAACAAUGUACUGGGCUUAAAUUGGCACUAAUGGAUGAGGAAAACAUCAGUCAAGCCAUUGGGAAAUCUUUAAAUGACAUUGACAUUCCGGGUGGCAAGAAAGAGCAAAUUUAGAGGGAAGUUCAUGACCAACAAAACAGAUUUUUUUCCAGGCGCACUAACUAUACAGAAACAUAACAAAAGAACAGCACUUUAUGUACCAGUCAAAAAAAACUAUUUUCACCGUUAAACUACUUAUAUAAGUAAUUAUAUAAGUAACCUUUUUUCUGACGUAAAAACUAAUUUUGCUGAGGAAAAAUUAUGACACCGACUAAACGUUUUCUCCAGUUUGCAUAUAUUAUUUGUUUAAGUGUUCUGUACGGCAUGUUUUAGUAAGACUUUUUCCUUCAGCAAAACAUUUUUUUUUUGGCACAACUAAAAGACAACCCUCACAAAUGCUGAAUUCAGGGCUAACAUUGAUGCCUGCACUUAUUAUACCACAAAAAAUGUAAAAAAAAACCUCCGCCUUAAUGGUCUUAAGGGAUUUGGCAGCUUACAACAAACAAAUCCAUGUCACUUUUCAACUACACUACAUUCAUUAUUAUGCCUGGCAUAGGAGGUUAACUCUACAAUGUUAAACCUACGAUCGCCAAGGCAAACAGUGAUCAAACAACAAAUAGAAAAUAUGCCUAGCAAAAGAGCUUAACAUCACAAGUUAUUUCUCGAAAGCCAUUAGGCAAACAGAAAGCAUUAAUUAUUAGAAAAUAAUACUACACAUAUAAGGGGAAAAAACAACUACAAAAACUGGGUUUAUGACAAAAAGAAUUCCUGUUUUAACUGUCCCAAGCUGUAUCCUAAGAUAGGACAUCAAGCACAAAUUCAGUGCCCAAAAGUUGCCCUAGCAAAAAUGAAAUCAGAUGAGGUAACAAUUAUUGCUGCAAGAAAUGAUGAUCUCAUCUGCAAGUAUGGUAGCAUCAUUGCAGAGAGACAUGGGCAAGACAACCUUCACCUGUCGUCACAAGGGAUUCGACAGCUUUCAAGGCUGCUGAUACAGCUCAGAACCAACAACUCCAUGGGGAUUCACCUCAAAGACUUUCUAAAGCCAGAGUAUUUUGACCACAUUGUGGCUUGAGUUAAGACCCUUUGCAACUUUGAGGAAUCAUCAGCAAAGUCAGUCGGAAUACCAUCCCUUGCACUGAAGUUAGGCCAUGCCAUAAAUAAGUGCAUCACCAUCCAAAGAGGUAAGGCUUUGAGAGAAAAAGACCAGGUGCCGCUACAAGACAUGGACAAUCUCGAAAAGCUUAUGGGAUCUGAAUGGAGCGAUAGCAUUUCAUAUCACUCACUAGGAACACUCUACAAGAGGAAAUUUAACAAGCCAGAUCUGCUUCCAGUUACAGAAGACUUGGAGGUGUUGAGAAAGCAUCUCCUUCAAAAGAUUGUCACUUGCACAGAGACCUUAAAAGCUGCACCAACAAUACAGAAUUGGAGUGAGUUAGCUGAAACAACCCUUUGCCGGGUGAUAACAUUCAAUAAACGACCAGGUGGUGAAGUUUCAAAGAUGCUGUUGAGUUCAUUUGUAGAAAGGCCAGACUGGAAGAAAACAGCAACAAAAUGAAUUGAAGAUUGUCUAGAGCCAAUUGAGAAGGAACUGUGUAAGAGGUAUAAAGUACAUGUAAUAACACAUUCAGUCAUUUCACUAUCAAUACACACAAAAAAAAAUUGCAGACAUCUUGGAAUACAUGCACUGUGAUAUAAGAUACACUUCCAAAUCUGUCACCAGACGCUAGGCCAGAAACAUAACAAAAGAACAGCACUUUAAGUACCAGUACAAAACAACUAUUUUCACCCUUGAACUACUAUAAGAAACCUUAGCUUUUUUUGAUUUGAAACUGAUUUUGCUGAGGGAAAAUUAUCACACUGACUAAAAGUUUUCUCCAGUUUACAUAUAUCAUUUGUUUAAGUUUGCUGUUAUAGUAAGACUUUUUCCUUGAGCAAAACAUUUUUUUGGCAUAACUUAAAGACCACCCUCACAAAUAGUUGCAGGCAUCAAGGGUAGCUGUGAAUUUCAAAAUUAAAUUAGCCUUGAAAAUAUUCUCAUUAUUAAACAGAUCACCUGCCUUGUUAGUUUGAAUAUGCACUGCUCUCAACUCAGUCAGGGCCACAUACAACCAUUUAAGUUACUUUUGUUAAGCAUGGCCUGUAUAUUAACUAAAUACUUCAAAACAAAAGGCCACCUUCACGUUUGCUACUUUUUUAAAGAGAG